AUGACCUCGCACAGCCGUUCCCUCUUGACCUCUCCGACUUUGAUAUUCCUGUUGGCCUUCCUCCUCCGAGCUAUCCUCCUUGUUUAUGGAAUCUAUCAAGACUCCGUGUCGGCGCUGAAGUACACAGACAUAGACUACUAUGUCUUCACAGACGCUGCCCGAGCGGUUUCAAAUGGAUCUUCACCGUACGACCGAGCUACGUAUCGGUACACCCCUCUCCUUGCCUGGAUCCUCCUUCCGACGAGCUGGGGUGGGCUAUGGUUCCAUUUCGGCAAAGCCCUGUUUGCCCUGUCUGACCUGAUAGCCGGAUGGCUUAUACUGCUACUGUUGAAGAGGAGGGGUCUUGAAGAAGGCAGAGCGCUCAAGUAUGCCAGCGUAUGGCUUCUCAAUCCGAUGGUCGCCAAUAUCAGCACCCGUGGGAGCAGUGAGGGGCUCCUGUGCGUGUUGGUCAUGGCAACACUGUGGGCUUUUGAAACUAGAAAGACACUUCUAGCAGGUUUGCUGCUGGGGCUGAGCGUACAUUUCAAGAUUUACCCCUUCAUCUACGGUGCGAGCAUGCUUUGGGCGCUCGAUUCGACCGCCUCAACUUCUGGCGCAUCAGGCGUCCUCCAAAAAGCGGUUCAAUUCUUCCAUGCUAAGCGCUUGUUACUCCUGUUCACCUCAACCUCGACCUUUGCUGCACUCAAUGUUCUCAUGUACAAUAUCCACGGUUUUCCCUUUCUCCAGCAUACAUUCCUCCACCAUCUUACUCGGAUCGACCAUCGACAUAAUUUCUCGCCUUACAAUACCCUUUUGUACCUGUCGUCAGCACAGUCUGCAAGUCACAAUCCAGCAAGCUCGUCGUUGUCCUUUGAAUCUUUCGCCUUUGUACCACAACUUCUCCUAUCGACUCUCCUGAUCCCCAUCACCGUUGCCAAGAAAGACCUGUCCAGGACAAUGCUCGCUCAAACUCUAGCAUUCGUCACGUUCAACAAAGUGUGUACAUCUCAAUAUUUCCUCUGGUAUCUCGUCUUUCUUCCACUAUACCUACCGGACUCGGGCCUAAUUCGAUCACCGAGACUGGGUCUGACAGCACUCGCUCUCUGGGUGGCCGGUCAAGCCGCGUGGCUACAACAAGGCUAUCAGCUGGAAUUCUUGGGGAAAAGCACGUUCGUCCCCGGUCUGUUUGCAGCGAGUCUUGCAUUCUUCGUCGUCAACUGUUGGAUUUUGGGAGUUAUCGUCUCCGACGAGCGUGUAGUAGUCAAAAGGCACGUCAGAAUCGACAAGUCGCAGCGUGUGCUGGUCAUGCCACCUGUGUUGGAGACCGCUACCGCUAGCUCUGUGGCCAAGGAGAAAACCCCCGUGCGAAGAACGCGUGGGAACAGCAGUGUCGACACGAGCGAUAUUGCAAAGAUACAUUUGGGCCCGAGGAACCAGGUGCUGAAAAGUAACUAG
This is a messenger RNA of Exophiala spinifera, 1434 nucleotides long. RefSeq lists its product as uncharacterized. Gene Ontology annotation, biological process: GPI anchor biosynthetic process. Gene Ontology annotation, molecular function: alpha-1,4-mannosyltransferase activity; GPI mannosyltransferase activity. The transcript has a single exon. The coding region runs from base 1 to 1434 and encodes 477 amino acids. Gene Ontology annotation, cellular component: membrane; glycosylphosphatidylinositol-mannosyltransferase I complex. The record is from RefSeq and is a predicted model, not a curated record. NCBI's taxonomy places the organism in Eukaryota, Fungi, Ascomycota, Eurotiomycetes, Chaetothyriales, Herpotrichiellaceae.